AUAUUUUGAUAUUUGUGACGCAGUUCGGUAUAUUUCUGAGGGUCAGAAAAAAGAGAAAAAUAUAAAGUCAAAUCAAAUGCGCAUAGCUGAAAUAAAUCAACGUUUCUCAUCAAAUCAAUCAGCAUCCAAAGCCAAGAAACAACAAAACAUAUUUAAAUAAAGCGAAGCAUAUACAAAUUGCAUUUAGAGCAAGAGCAUUAGUCGCUUGUCACCUGUGUGCUGUGGGUGUGUGUGUGUGUGUGUUUGUGUGGGUGCGUGCGUUGUGUGCUGCGCGUGUGUUUGUGUGUGCUUUGUUCUAUAAGAGCCGCUGGUGUGUGGAAAUGGCGAAGAAAACCUACGAUUUGCUCUUUAAACUGUUGCUAAUUGGCGAUUCGGGUGUUGGCAAGACCUGCAUAUUAUUCCGUUUCUCCGAUGAUGCCUUCACCUCCACCUUUAUAUCCACCAUAGGAAUUGAUUUCAAAAUCAAAACCGUGGAACUGAGGGGCAAAAAGAUCAAACUACAGAUAUGGGACACGGCCGGCCAGGAGAGAUUCCACACAAUAACCACCUCCUACUAUCGCGGGGCGAUGGGCAUCAUGCUAGUCUAUGACAUAACGAACGAAAAGAGUUUCGAGAAUAUCGUCAAAUGGCUACGGAACAUAGACGAGCAUGCCAACGAGGAUGUCGAGAAGAUGAUACUGGGCAACAAAUGCGAUAUGACGGACAAGCGUGUGGUGAACAAAGAGCGCGGCGAGGCGAUUGCCCGCGAGCACGGCAUAAGGUUCAUGGAAACAUCCGCCAAGUCGAACACCAACAUUGAGCGUGCUUUUUGCGAGCUUGCCGAGGCCAUAUUGGAUAAGACAUCUGGAAAGGAGGCGGCCGAGAAUCCUGAGCGCGUCGUCAUCGAUCGCCGGAAUAAUGACAAGGCCCCGGGCUACAGCAAAUGCUGUGCGUAAAACGGGGACGAGUGGCCCUGAGGCCGGCCCGUUGGUCAAGGCUCUCUCUGCCGUGGCCGUGGCGGUGGCGGUGGCGUGUGUUUAGCUGUGUGACGCGAGACGAGAUAUUGGGGGUUUGCGGAUCGGUUUUUGAAACUGCUCCACACGCAAAUGAAGCAAUAAACGUAAACACACACAGACCGGGGUAGAUGGAGACGAGAGAAAUUACUUACUACAAGAAGAUAUGCAGAAGGAAAAGCAAGCAAACAAACAAUAGAAACAGUAACAGAAACAACCUACCUAAAGUUUAAACAAUUUGUAACAACGAACAUUUGGAAGAAACUUUACAAUCCGUA
Messenger RNA from Drosophila pseudoobscura, 1270 nucleotides. It is a transcript of the gene Rab10, whose product is annotated as RAS oncogene family member Rab10. The record is from RefSeq and is a predicted model, not a curated record. Gene Ontology annotation, biological process: cellular response to insulin stimulus. Gene Ontology annotation, molecular function: GTPase activity; GTP binding. The transcript is spliced from 4 exons. NCBI's taxonomy places the organism in Eukaryota, Metazoa, Arthropoda, Insecta, Diptera, Drosophilidae. Gene Ontology annotation, cellular component: insulin-responsive compartment; recycling endosome; Golgi apparatus. The coding region runs from base 321 to 935 and encodes 204 amino acids.